Molecule: messenger RNA, 2385 nt
Organism: Thunnus maccoyii (southern bluefin tuna)
Lineage: Eukaryota; Metazoa; Chordata; Actinopteri; Scombriformes; Scombridae
Gene: lrp11
Product: low density lipoprotein receptor-related protein 11
Exons: 9
Coding region: 268-1926 (552 amino acids)
Molecular function (GO): protein binding; serine-type endopeptidase inhibitor activity
Source: RefSeq, a predicted model, not a curated record
GUGGUUUCUGCCGAGCAGCCAAACGUUCAGGUCUCGCGGCGGUCUCCUCCUCACCAUGACAACGACGGAUUUUUAGCAUCGUCAGAGGACAAACCGACACCCGCUCAGCUUAAUAUUUACAGACGAAUAUUAAGUAAGCUGUCGUGUUUUACAUGAGUAUCACAUAUAUUAUAUUUCAUGUAGGGAGGCCGUUUCUGCUGUGAGGACCCUCAUGCGUCGGAGACCAGCCGGAGGCAGAAGGAGACGCCGUUUCACUGCGUAAACAACAUGGCUCUGCUUCAGCAUCACCGGCGGCUGCUCGCCUGUGCUGUGCUGCUGUGCGCGGUGCAACGCAUCGACACUCGGACCUCACCGAUAUCCGACCUAAAAUCCAAAAUAACAGGGGUGGAGGAGCUCUUGGAGGAAUUCCGCAAGCAGCUCCAGCAGGACCAGGCAUACAGGGUAGGCGAUGUGAGUGACUCCUGUGUGGGCGACUACAACGCCGUCGGAGAGCGCAUCAUCCGGGCCAAGGCCUCCAUCGAGCACGGGGCCACCUUCCUGCUGGCUCCGGACAGGGUGUACACCUGGAAGGACUGUCUGCACGCCUGCUGCUCGCAGCCUCACUGCACCGUGGCGGUGGUCCAGGAGGACCUGAGGCAGCCCGGGGAAAGUCUCAACUGCUACCUGUUCAACUGCACCUACAGGAAUAAAAAUGUUUGCUCCUUCGCUCCACAGCAGGGCUUCACCACAUACAGCCGGACUCCAAACACCACGCAGGGGCACCUCCCUGUUUCCUCCAUCCGGAGGCCCGGGGAAGGGCUCCCUGAUGAGGAUGAUACACAAGAUGGGGAUGAGCCCCCCCGCAGUGACGCUGGACAGGAUGUGGUGAUCCAGCUGCCCACUGACUGGGCCGUGCUGGACGGCCGGGACAGUGUGGAUGACGUUGGGAUCAACAACUAUGAAUGGACUCUUGUCAAGGGGGACACAGCCAUCAAUAUGAAGGUGACUCAUCCAGGGCUGCUGAAGAUCAGCAGUCUCCAGGAGGGUGUCUACACCUUCCAGAUGACUGUUACCGACACAGCUGGUCAGAAGAGCUCCGACAACGUCUCUGUUACCGUGCUGGCACCAAAACACCAGGCAGAAGUGUGUACAGGUCACUGUUCAAACUACCAGUUCAAGUGUGAUGACGGUUGCUGCAUUGACAUCACCUACGCCUGCGACGGGAAGCAACACUGUCCAGACCGCUCUGAUGAAGACUUCUGUCCUAACUUUGACAACAGCCGGAAGUCAGUGACCCACACUGCUGAUCUACCCAGCCCUCAUCUGCCUGUGGCUCAGACAGAGGAAGCUGCCGAUGGCUCCAUGCUCCAGGCUGGGCCCAGGAAGACCAUGGAGAACAUCAUACCACCUCAAGAUAGGGCCAAAGCCACUCCUGCACAAAGUCCCAGUCAGCAGGAGGCCUCAGCCAGUCAAGAUCCGUGUGCUGCGGCUCCAGUCGUAGGACCUUGUAAAGGCACAUUCCCACGCUGGUACUAUGACCGGGUUGCAGGGGAAUGCAAACACUUUCUGUAUGGUGGUUGCCAGGGCAACCAUAACAACUUCCUCCAGGAAUCGGAUUGUGUCAGUGAAUGUAUACAGAAAAAACCGGCUUUCAAACCAGCAACUGUGGCUCCUCCCAUCACCAAGCCGACUGAAAUAGCUGCUCCUAAAGUCUCCCAGAGCCAAGCAGAGAGUGACGUCCCCAUCUCCAAACCGUUUUCAGCGAUGGAAGGACAUCCAGCCCCGGAGUCAGGUGCGAUCCUUCCACUGGCACUUGGCCUAAUCAUCACCGCUCUGCUGCUGCUCAUGAUUGGCUGUCGGCUCAGACUUGUUCGCCACAAGCUGAAAAAAGCCCGACCCCUAACCACCGAGGAGUCAGAUUACCUCAUCAACGGCAUGUACCUGUAGCCACUCAGAGAGGAGCAGCAAAUAAAAAGAGCACCAAGAUCUCAGAAAAUUCUUGUUCACAGGUCAGAAUAGGGCGUUGUCACCAGAGCCUGAACUAGGACUUCUUCAAUUUGCACUCUGUCUUUCCUGCAGCCUGGUGUCUCUAAUUUAUUUCAUAUCAGGUUGGAAACUCUCUGCUAUCGUAAAUGUUUCUCAACACGUCCAUGCUGAACCUCCCCAAUCUGCUGCUGCUGCUGAGACGCUGCCUUCAAAGCCAGUUACACAUAUUCAGAUGCUUGUGAGUUCAUAUUUAUGUUGUCUUAAGAAAAUCUGAUUGUGAAUCCAUGAUGAAAGAUUCCACAUUCCCAGUUCAACACUGACAUACAGCUGUCUAGUAUAUUGUUUUAUCAAACGCUUUUUCCAUGGGAUACUACAAGAAGCUCUUCUGUCCCUUUUAUUAAAAUUACUUUUAUUCCUCCA